CCAUUCACUCAUUAUCAGUGGUCUCACUUACAUCUCUUGUUUGCUUCAUGCCGCCGCAAUUCAUCUUCAUCUUCAGCCGUUACUCUCUCUUAGGGUUUGGUUUCUCUCAGAUUUCUCAAUCUUCAAUUUGAUUGCUGAUUCCAUUAUUCCUGUUGAUAUUUUAACGAUUAGAAAGCAAGAAGAAGGAGGAGAAGAAAAGAAGCGGCAGGUGAAAUGGAAUCGGAGGAUGAGUUCGAUAUGCACGACGCCAACAACGAAUCGGGCGAAGAAGACGAUUUCUACAGCGGCGGCGAUGACGACGACGAUGAUGCUGAACCCGUCGGUGCUUAUGAGAAUUCCGAUGCGGAUGUUGCCGAUUACGAUUUCAUCGACAACGAUUCGGAUGAUUCCGACUAUCUUGUCUAUCACCGACACCAACAUAAUUAUACCAUUUUGAGUGAAGUAGAUAUUCGCCAGCAUCAAGAAGAUGAUAUCAUGAGGAUAUCUACUGUGCUCUCCAUCUCAAAGGUUGAAGCAAGCAUCCUUCUACGGUACUAUAGUUGGAGCGUCAGCAAAGUACACGAUGAAUGGUUUGCAGAUGAGGAGAAGGUUCGCAGGUCUGUUGGGUUAUUGGAGAAGCCUGUAGUUCCAUUUCUUGAUGGUAGAGAAAUGAUUUGUGGGAUAUGUUUCGAUAACUAUUCUUAUGAUAGGAUUCAUUCUGCUGCAUGUGGUCAUCCUUUCUGUAAAUCUUGCUGGGCAGGUUAUAUUAGCACAGCCAUCAAUGAUGGUCCUGGAUGUUUGAUGUUGCGGUGUCCUGAUCCAUCCUGUGCUGCUGCUGUUGGUCAAGAUAUGAUUAGUGCAUUGGCUUCUGAAGAAGACAGAGAGAAGUACUUCCAUUAUUUCAUUAGAUCUUAUGUUGAAGACAAUAGGAAGACCAAAUGGUGUCCUGCACCAGGGUGUGAUUAUGCUGUGGAAUUUAUUUUGGGCAGUGGAAAUUAUGAUGUUACAUGUCGCUGCUCAUAUAGCUUUUGUUGGAAUUGUGCUGAGGAAGCUCACCGUCCUGUUGAUUGUGGCACUGUAGGCAAGUGGAUACUGAAAAAUAGUGCAGAGUCUGAAAAUAUGAAUUGGAUAUUGGCUAAUUCCAAGCCUUGUCCAAAAUGCAAGCGUCCAAUUGAGAAGAACCAGGGGUGUAUGCAUAUUACAUGCACACCACCUUGUAAAUUUGAAUUUUGCUGGCUUUGCCUUGGUGCAUGGUCAGAUCAUGGUGAGAGAACUGGUGGGUUUUAUGCCUGCAACCGUUAUGAGACAGCAAAGCAAGAUGGUGUGUAUGAUGAGGCUGAGAAACGAAGAGAGAUGGCUAAAAAUUCUCUGGAGAGAUAUACUCAUUAUUAUGAACGAUGGGCAACAAACCAAUCGUCUAGGCAGAAGGCACUAGCAGAUCUACAGCAAAUGCAAUCUGUGCAUCUUGAGAAGCUGAGUGACAUACAAUGCCAACCUGAGUCGCAGCUGAACUUCAUCACUGAGGCAUGGCUACAGAUAGUAGAAUGUAGGAGAGUUCUCAAAUGGACAUAUGCCUAUGGAUAUUAUUUACCCGAACAUGAACAUGCUAAACGACAGUUCUUUGAAUACUUGCAAGGUGAGGCUGAGUCUGGGUUAGAACGACUUCAUCAAUGUGCUGAGAAGGAGCUGCAGGUUUACCUCAAUGCAGAGGGGCCGUCAGAAGAUUUUAAUGAGUUUCGGACAAAACUUGCUGGAUUAACGAGUGUGACACGGAAUUACUUCGAGAAUUUAGUUCGAGCUCUAGAAACUGGCCUAUCAGAUGUGGACUCCCGGGGAGCCUGCAGCAGGAUGGGCAGCUCGAAGGGCAUGGGAGGCGGUAGUAGUAGGGGAAGAAGUGGAAAGGGCAAAGGUUCAACCUCUAGACCCAGCUUCUCCAGCAGAAAUAUCGACGACUCUGGCCAUUGGUCCUGCGAAUAUUGCACCUUCGCGAACAUCAAGUCGGCCACCAUUUGCCUAAUGUGCCAGCAGCGUCGAUAAAUUUCAUUGGCUAUACCGGAUCCAAGCCGGCCUUGCCUCUUGUUUCCAUGGCAUAGGGCUUUAGAGGAUUGCCAAAGGGCAAGCAAAAAAAGGUUUUUCCACUUCUCUUUUCAUCUCUUAAAUCAAAUUUGCCGUGAUACAACGCCUGAGAAACUGAUAUCGAGCGAAGGGGUAUGUUUAUGUUAUGCAAAUUGUAUAUGGUCAUACGUGUAGGUCCGAAAACCCUUCGACUUGCUUCCAUUGGAGUCUUUCCAAUAUAUUCCUGUGUUAUUUUCUAGGGUUCAACUAGGAUUUCAAGCGGACCGCAAUGAAAAUUCGAUGAUAGGCUGAGCUGUGACCAUCUGCAGUGAUAAAUAAUUUGUUGUAACCUUUCAAAUUAGUGGGGGGUACUAAGUUUAUUACGUGCUUGUAUUGUUGCAUGGAUAAUUUGGUCCGAUGUCUUCAUUAAUACUUGUAGAUCGGUUGUUGGUGGUGUCGAACGGUAUAAAUCGAGUGGCGUUUUCUUCGAUCAUCGACGGAUGCUCUUUGUAAUUAUGUCUUACAUGGUUUUCCAACACAUUUUGCUGCGUUUUCAAUAACAUGCUGAAGUGAACAUAAAAGAUCCUCUAUUUAUUAAGAUUGAUUC
Messenger RNA from Hibiscus syriacus, 2641 nucleotides. Its product is annotated as probable E3 ubiquitin-protein ligase ARI8. The transcript is spliced from 15 exons. Bases 214 to 2016 code for a protein of 600 amino acids. The record is from RefSeq and is a predicted model, not a curated record. Gene Ontology annotation, molecular function: ubiquitin protein ligase activity; ubiquitin conjugating enzyme binding; zinc ion binding. Gene Ontology annotation, biological process: ubiquitin-dependent protein catabolic process; positive regulation of proteasomal ubiquitin-dependent protein catabolic process; protein polyubiquitination. NCBI's taxonomy places the organism in Eukaryota, Viridiplantae, Streptophyta, Magnoliopsida, Malvales, Malvaceae. Gene Ontology annotation, cellular component: cytoplasm; ubiquitin ligase complex.